AUGGCUUCUCGGGCGCGCCUGCCGGGCUCGCCGGCCUCGAUCGCCGUCCUCAUCCUCUCCUUCUUCCAAGGGUCGGUGUGCGGCAUCACGUUCACCUUCACCAACCGCUGCGACGACACGGUGUGGCCGGGCCUGCUGUCGGGCUCGGGGACGCCGCCGCUGGAGACGACGGGGUUCGCGCUGUCUCCAGGGCAGUCGCGCUCGCUGUACGCGCCGCAGGGGUGGUCGGGCCGCUUCUGGGGCCGGUCCGGCUGCGCCUUCGACGGCUCCGGCAAGGGCUCCUGCGCCACGGGCGACUGCGGGUCCGGCGAGGCCGCCGCGCCGGACUGCCCCGACACGGGGUGCCUCGUCGACCUCAACGAGCGCUGCCCCGACGAGCUCCGCGCCGACGACGGCCGCGCCUGCCGCAGCGCGUGCGAGGCGUUCGGCAGCCCCGAGUACUGCUGCAACGGCGCCUACGGCAACCCCAACACCUGCCACCCGUCGCAGUACUCGCAGCUCUUCAAGUCGGCGUGCCCAAAGUCCUACAGCUACGCCUACGACGACGCCACAUCCACCUUCACCUGCAACCACACCGAUUACACCAUCACCUUCUGCCCCAAAUCCACUCCGACCAGUGACAAAUCCAAACAUUCGUCGCGGAGGCCAAGCCACGAGCAACUGGAAGAUUCAGUGUGGCUUGCAUCCUUGAAGGCAAGUGACGCCAGUGCUCUGAAAAUAACGUCAUGGUGGUCGGCGUCCACUGUGCUCCGAUCUGCCCUGGCAAUUGCAGUGGUGACCUUGCUUGUUGCACAACUUGCACCGUAUCAUCCUAUGUGCGGAACCAAACUCAUCGGAUGCGUCUCACAGAAGACCGGUAGCAAGGGGAAGAGGUUCUACAAGUGUUCACUGCUUGAGCAUACCGAUUUUGCUUGUGGCAUAUACAUGUUUGAAGAACAGUAUGUGGAAUACUUGGUCGCCCAAGGCCAUCUUCCCCGUGGUUGGAGUCAAAUAAGAGGGCGAGACGGCAUGGCGCUGGAGGUGGUGAAGGCUGACAAUGACAUGGUGAAGGCCUACCAAGCACUAAUAGAAUGGCCUUCAAUCUGUGACUGUUGGGUGGACACAGUGGUUGUACCACUACAUUUCUUUGUCCUCACACUCUUUGGCUUAGGUGGGGGUGCAUCAGAAUCAUAG
Miscanthus lutarioriparius is the source of this 1173-nucleotide messenger RNA. Lineage: Eukaryota; Viridiplantae; Streptophyta; Magnoliopsida; Poales; Poaceae. The record is from the annotation of a GenBank genome assembly.